Molecule: messenger RNA, 315 nt
Organism: Guillardia theta CCMP2712
Lineage: Eukaryota; Cryptophyceae; Pyrenomonadales; Geminigeraceae
Exons: 5
Coding region: 1-315 (104 amino acids)
Source: RefSeq, a predicted model, not a curated record
AUGAAGAUGGCGUUGAAUGGGGAGGAAACGGAGCUUAGCGGAGGAAACACGAAGGUGUACGGGUAUUUAGUGAACAACGUCGGAGGCGACUCGUUGUUCCUGAAGGUCUUCUACCUGCACUCGUCGACGGGAAUCUGCUACUUCUCUCGGAGCUGGGUUGCCUCCUCGGCAGGAUUAUUACAGAGUGUGCGGGUGUUUCGAGACGGAUCCGACGAGGUGAGAAACUUGCGGCACUUUUACAUCAACAUGGUGAAGGUCGCCGAGGAGGACAGAAGCCUGCUAGCAACUUUAGAGGAGCCUGACAAUGAUCGCUGA